AUGGCGAUACUAGCCGAUGAACGCAUCGAGACAUCCCCCGUCACUGAUCAUGACAAUGAUCAUCCCAAAGACUCCAAUCUUGCCGACCAUGGUCACGACCACGACCCUUCUCUCCCUGACACCAAUACCCAGCAGUCCGGGGUGCGGGACAUGGAGGCCGUGACGGUGGCAUGGACCACGGGCGCGCUGGUGUUCGCCUACGUGAUGAUCUGGCUCACCUACUUCGUCGAGGGCAUGCUGGCGGGCACGGCGGGGGCCCUGACUCCCUAUGUCACCUCGGCCUUCGCCCUCCACUCACUCACGCCGACCGUGGGCAUCUUGAGCAGCGUCAUCGGCGGCGUGACCAACCUCACGCUGGCCAAGAUCCUCGACGUCUAUGGCCGGCCCCAGGGAUACCUCUUCUGCGUCCUCGUCGCCACGGUCGGGCUCGUCAUGAUGGCGGCCUGCAACAACGUCGAGGCCUACGCGGCCGCCCAGGUGUUCUACACGGUCGGGAACAAUGGCAUCCAGUACAGUUUGAGUGUCUUUGUGGCCGACACGUCGACGCUGCGCACCCGGGGGCUGAUGCAGGCGAUUGUCAGUUCGCCCAAUCUGAUCACCUGCUGGUUGGCCGGCCCCAUCUCCUCGGGCUUCCUGGACGGACCGGGUUGGCGCUGGGCCUUUGGCACGUUCACAAUCCUCGUCCCGGCCAUCACCCUCCCGCUGUACGGCCUGUUGCUAAAAAAUUACUGCAAGGCCCAGAAGCUGGGUCUUGUGCCCAAGACCGACAGCCAUCGCACGGGCCUGCAGUCAUUCUUCUACUAUGCUCGCCAGUUCGACGCGAUUGGUCUCAUCCUGCUCUCGGCCGGCGUCGCGCUGUUUCUCCUGCCGUUCAAUCUCUACACCAUGCAGGUCAGAGGCUGGGGCUCACCCUUGGUCAUCAGCAUGCUGGCGGUUGGCAUUGUUCUGAUCAUCGCCUUUGGGGCGUGGGAGAAAUUCUUCGCCCCGAUCACCUUCAUCCCCUACUCUGGCCUCCUGGAUCGGACCGUCUUGGGCGCCUGCAUCCUGUCCGCCACUCUGUUUGUCAGUUACUCAUGCUGGAGCAGCUACUUCAGUUCCUUCCUGCAGGUGGUGAAUGACCUGAGCGUCCAAGACGCCAGCUAUGUCGUCCAGACGUAUACAGUCUGCUGCGUCGUCUGCGGCAUCGCCGUGGGAGCGCUGAUCCACUACACCGGACACUUCAAGCCCGUCUGCAUGUAUGUCGGUAUCCCGUUGAGUAUCCUCGGGCUGGGUCUGAUGAUCUACUUCCGCCAGCCCGACGGCCACAUAGGAUACAUAGUCAUGUGCCAGAUCUUCGUUUCCAUCGCCGCCGGCACCGUCAUCAUCUGCGACGAGAUUGCCAUUCUGGCCGCGGCUUCGCACCAACACACCGCCGUCUGCCUGGCCAUAUUGGGCAUGUUUGGAAAUGUCGGUGGCGCCAUCGGCCUGACGGUCGCCUCGGCCAUCUGGCAAGGCGUCUUCCCCAAGAAGCUCGGCGAUUACCUUCCUGUCCACGAGCUCCCCAAUCUGCCGCUGAUCUACGCCGAUCUCACCACUCAGCUGUCGUACCCGGUUGGCUCCGAGACGCGUCGGGCCAUCCAGCAUGCCUACGGGGACGCUCAGAUGAUGAUGUUGGCCGCCGGCACCGCUGUAUGGGUAGUCGGAGCCGCCGGGGUCAUCAUGUGGCGAAAUAUCAACGUCAUUGGUAUCAAGCAGACCAAGGGUCAUGUUUGGUAG
This is a messenger RNA of Capronia epimyces CBS 606.96, 1755 nucleotides long. RefSeq lists its product as uncharacterized. The transcript has a single exon. The record is from RefSeq and is a predicted model, not a curated record. The coding region runs from base 1 to 1755 and encodes 584 amino acids. Gene Ontology annotation, molecular function: transmembrane transporter activity. NCBI's taxonomy places the organism in Eukaryota, Fungi, Ascomycota, Eurotiomycetes, Chaetothyriales, Herpotrichiellaceae. Gene Ontology annotation, biological process: transmembrane transport.